GCCAGAGACAGAGAGAGAGCGAGAGACCCUCUCCUCCCCGCCGGUCCGCCCCCACGACCAAACUCCGCGAGCGCGAUCCGAGCACGGACACCGCAGCGCAGCGCGGCACCGAGCCGCUGCGACUGCGAACGAGACCGCACCGCAGCCACAGGGAGGGAGAGACCCGCCCCGCCUCCCUCCCGGAGAAAAGGCAGACGCGGCGGGCGGCGGCCCAAUCCGGAGGGCGCGACCGGUCCGGUCCUGUCCUUCCUUCCUUCCUCCGUUCGUUCGUUCGUUGGCCUCCUCCUCCUCCUGUUCCGUUCCUCUUCUUGGCGCGGCGGCAAAUAAGAGGAAUAUAGAAGAAAUAGCAAGAGCCCCGAGCCAGAGGGGGCAACGACCAACGGCACGCCGCCGCCGCCGCCGCGGACGCUCGUGCUGAGGUCGGUCGCCGCUGCCACGACACAAGGCGAUGGCGCGGUUCAUCCUGAGCCUGAUGGAGCUCGGGGUCAGCGCCACCGUGCACAUGCUCUUCGGCCUCUACGUCUUCAGCACGGCCGUCGCCGCCGACAUCUCGCAGGCCGCCGCGGCGUCGGGGUGCCUCCUGCUGCGCCGCCCAUGGGCGCCUCCCGAGGGAGCGCCGCUCGUCGACGUCGCCGCCGCGGGGGAGAGCGACGACCGCAGGGGCGCCGCGCCCGUCAUCCUCCACGCCUCGCCGCCGCCCAUCGUCCUCGUCCACGGCAUCUUCGGAUUCGGCAAAGGGAGGCUCGGUGGCCUCUCCUACUUCGCCGGCGCCGAGAAGAAGGACGACCGCGUGCUCGUCCCGGAUUUGGGGUCGCUCACCAGCAUCCAUGACAGGGCGCGCGAGCUGUUCUACUACCUUAAGGGCGGGCAGGUGGACUACGGCGAGGAGCACAGCAAGGCUUGCGGCCACAGCAGGUUUGGGAGAAUAUAUCACACAGGGCACUAUCCUGCGUGGGACGAGCACAGCCCGGUGCAUUUUGUCGGGCACUCUGCUGGCGCACAGGUUGUGAGGGUGCUGCAUCAGAUGCUUGCCGACAAGGCUUUCCCUGGUCAUGAUACUUCUGAAGAUUGGGUUCUGAGCCUGACUUCCUUGUCGGGCGCACUUAAUGGAACCACAAGAACUUACUACGAUGGCAUGCUGGUUGAAGAUGGUAGGUCCAUGAAAUAUAUCUGUCUUCUUCAGCUCUGCCGGCUCGGAGUUAUUGUGUACGAUUGGCUAGAUAUUCCUUGGCUGAAGAAUUACUACAAUUUUGGUUUUGACCACUAUGAGAUGUCACGGAGGAAAGUAGGCUUUUCAGGUCUAAUUAAUCUGCUUGUGGGGCACACGGGCCCAUUUGCCAGCGGAGAUUGGAUUCUACCUGACCUUACAAUCCAAGGAUCCAUGAAACUAAACUCUAGACUUAGGACCUUUCCCAAUACAUUCUACUUCAGUUAUGCUACAAAGAAAACAAGAAAAUUAUUUGGAAUUACAGUGCCUUCAAGUGUUCUUGGAGUGCACCCCAUGCUCUUUCUGAGAGUCCUCCAGAUGUGUAUGUGGCGGCACCCUCAAAGUGCACCUCUGCCUUACAAAGGAUACAGGGAUGAAGAUUGGGAAGACAAUGAUGGGGCUUUGAACACAAUCUCUAUGACACACCCCCGCAUUCCCAUUGAGCAUCCACACCGUCUGGUAGUGGACGAUUCUGACUGCCAUCCUUUGCAACCUGGGAUAUGGUAUUACAAGAUUAUUGAAGCUGACCACAUUCUAUUCAUUGUGAAUCGGGAAAGAGCUGGAGUGCAGUUCGAUUUGCUGUACGAUGGCAUUUUUCAGCGCUGCAGAAAGCAUGCCUUUAGGAAGAGCCCACCUACUGUACCAAACGAAACAAGUCAAUAGCAGAACUAAGACAAAGUAUUUGUAGGUAGUACAUAGGAAGAAGAGAAACAAGGUGCCACAGCAUUUUUAUUAACUGUAAAUUAUAUUGUUGAUUGAACGGGAAUAGCAUAUUUGCUUCUCCAAUUCUUGGAAUGGGGUUCAUGGAGACUGGUAACAAGUUAAUGCUUCGCCAUACAGUCUAAUGCAAGAAGAUUUGCCUUGCAGUGUUGAUUUACCAUGAAUGAACAGGAGACGAUGGAUCCGCAGUUGCCUAUGGCCUGACUGCAGCUAUGAUAAGUCUACAUACGUUCAAAAAGUGAUAUGUAGACAUAUAGAUGGUUCUACGGAUGGUGUAACAUUGUAGACUUGCAGUAGUAGCAGGGUUUAGUGAAAAGAAGUGGUUCUAAAUUAUGAUUUCCAUUCGGUGGCAGUUAUAAGGAUUGGA
This is a messenger RNA of Sorghum bicolor (sorghum), 2294 nucleotides long. RefSeq names its product lipase. Bases 449 to 1870 code for a protein of 473 amino acids. The record is from RefSeq and is a predicted model, not a curated record. The transcript is spliced from 8 exons. Lineage: Eukaryota; Viridiplantae; Streptophyta; Magnoliopsida; Poales; Poaceae.